CAAAUAUGGAAAAUGAAAUCACCAACCUAGAGGGCCUUCUAGAGGAACUCUCUCAAGAAAUCUCCCCCUGGGUGGAAGAGAUCGAAGCUAAUAUGGAGAAACAUGCACAUAAAGGAUAUUCAAAAGCAUUUGGAGACAAAAAUCAUAUUGAGAAGGCACAAAUUUCAGCCAAUUUUUCUUUCAUUUUGCAGACAUUGUACUUUGCACUCAUUAAGUUGAACAACAAGAGUGUCGAGUCUUAUACUAUUAAUGAAGAGAUCGAGAGGAUCAAGAAACUGUACAUCAAAAUAGACAAAGUAAUUAAUCCUGAAAAAUACAAAGAAACUAAAGAGAAAAGAGAUUCUGAAGUCACAAAGAGGAUAGUCAAAAGCUGACUCAGUGCGAAUAACUUUAUUGAUAAGCAGCAGCAAAAAGAGAAAAUGAAAGCCAAAUCUAAAGCUAAAGUUUCAAAGUCUUCUAAGCAUAAAGUGAAAAGUUCAGACUAUAUGAGUGAAGACAGUGACUAAUAAUUUA
Molecule: messenger RNA, 513 nt
Organism: Moneuplotes crassus
Lineage: Eukaryota; Ciliophora; Spirotrichea; Euplotida; Euplotidae
Source: the annotation of a GenBank genome assembly